UAGGUGGGUGUUCAAAUACCCUUUUUCUUCACUGAGGGUAGGAGCUGGAAGAGGUGAUGAUCAGGAUGUCAAGGGUCCAAGAGGAUUUUGCAUGCUCCUGUCUUAGUUCUGGGAGCAUACAAUUCCUGAAAGGUCGGUAGGGGGGUACCGACAAUUUUUUCAGCAGUUUUGAUUUCCAAUGCAGUCUGAAUUUUUCCUUUUUUUGUGAGGGUACAAAGCCAGACUGUGAUGGAUGAACACAGGACUCAUUUGAUACCUGCUGUGUUGAACUGCCUCAACAGCUCCAGGGAUAAUGGCGGUGAACGCAAAGGUAAAGUCCACGAACAGGAUCCUCGUAUAGGUUCUCGGAUCGUCGAGGUGUUCUAUGAUGAAGUGCAGUUCCAUGUUGACUGCAUCAUACACAGACCUGUUUGCUUGUCAGGGUGACAGGCCCGAAGUUAUUCAGACCUGAGAUUGGAGGUCGCUUGCGGACUGGGAUGAUGGUGGAACGUUUGAAACAGGAUGGUACCUUGCACCGUUGCAGAGAUCUAUUGAAGAUUUGCAUGAAGACUGGAGUGAGCUGGUCCACACAGACUUUGAGGGAGGAUGGGGACAAAAGGCCUGAGGCUGCCGCUUUGUUGACCUUUUGUUGUUUGUAGAUACAGCUCACAUUCAGCUCGUGGAUGGUUAAUGCAGCAAGGGGAGUCAGCGGUUUGAUGGUGGUCAUGGUGUGGCUGGGUGGGCAUUGAGUGUUGAAAGUGUCCUUUUCAAAUCUGCAGGAUGUGUUAAAGUUGUCGGAUAAUCCUUUAUUGUUAAAACCUUGGGAAGGAUGGUUGCUUAGAAUUGGUUAGCGAUUAUAAUCCACACCAGAUUAAUUUAGAGUCCUUAGCAGUUAACUGUUUUUCUAAGUUUACUGCAGAAUUUGUUGUUUAUCGGGGGUUCCUGAUUAUUUUUCGUCCAUCCAUUUUCUGAGCUGCUUAUCCUCACAAGGGUCACGGGAGUGCUGGAUCCUAUCCCAGCUAUCAUCAGACAGGAGGCGGGGUAUACCCUGAGCUAGUUGCCAGCCAAUCACAGGGCACAUAGAGACAAAUAGUCACAAUCACACCUAGGGGCAAUUUAGAGUCUCCAAUUCAUACAUAUUUCUGGACGUGGGAGGAAGCCAGAGUGCCCAGAGAAAACCCAGACAGGCACGGAGGAGAACAUACAAAUUCAACACAGGCGGGGCCAGGAUUCGAACGCCAAUCCCGAGAACUGUGCGGCCACUGUAAGAAGCUGCAGCCAACAUGGAAUACAUUGGCAGAGAAGUACAACAACAUGGAGGAGCCCCCUGUCUAUGUUGUAAAGGUAGACUGUGUCCAGGACACCAAGUUCUGCUCAAAUGAGCACAAAAUCCGAGGCUACCCCACGCUAAUGUUGUACAAGCCUGAGCAGACACCUAUCAACUAUGAAGGAAUGAGAGAGCUGAAGGCUCUGGAGGAUUGGAUGUUGAAGAUGCUUGAGACGGAACCUUCUUCUGAACCGGAGGCUGAACAGGAGCUACCUGUUGGUGUUCCACCAGAGUCCAAGGAUGGCAUGUAUGAGCUCACUACUGCAAACUUUAAGGAACACAUUAGCAAAGGCACACAUUUCGUCAAGUUCUAUGCCCCAUGGUGUGGCCACUGCAAAGCCAUGGCUCCUACAUGGGAGCAGAUGGCCUCCACCUUUGAGCACUCUGAUGAGAUCAAAAUAAGCAAGCUGGACUGCACACAGUACCACGAAACGUGUAUUAAGCUCGGCGUGAAGGGAUAUCCCACACUGCUCUACUUCAAGUCAGGUGAUAAGAUAGAGGUAACACGUUACAAAGGAAAGAGAGACUACGACACCCUCAAAGACUUUGUGGAUCAGAUGCUGAAUGCUGCAAAGAUGAAACAGGAAGAACCUGAUAAAGAAGCAGAGGAACAAGCCAAGGAUGAGCUUAAGGAAGAAACAAAGGGAGAAGCCAAAGAGGAGACCAAAGAGGCUAGACAGGAAGAAGCUGAUAAACAAGCAGAGGAAGAAGCCAAGGAGGAGCCACAAGAGAUAAAACUCAAAGAAGACACCGAGGAGGAGGAUAAGUCCAGCGUAUUGAACCUGACAGAAAACAACUUUGAUGAGACCAUCGGCAAAGGAUUCACUUUUGUCAAAUUCUUUGCUCCUUGGUGUGGCCACUGUAAACAUCUGGCUCCAGUGUGGGAGGAUCUUUCCAUCAAGGACUUUCCUGCUAUGACCGAUGUCAAAAUUGCCAAAGUGGACUGCACAGUGGAGCGCACCCUCUGCAACAAGUACUCUGUGCAAGGUUACCCCACCCUGAUGAUCUUCCGUGUUGGGAAGCAGAGCACUGAGUAUAAUGGCCCUCUCGAUCUGGAGAGCCUGCACCGUUUUGUCUUGAAGCAGGUGAGAAAUGAGCUGUGAGGACCCGCAUCAGCGGCUUUGCCGCCUACACUGCAACUGUGGUACCUACCAGCGGCAUGUGUCCUGCACGAACCAAACUUCACUCUCCAUUUCCUUAUGUUGACAGAACAAUUCUGGGUGUUUGGGUAUGUGAAUUUCUCCUUCUUGGUUCUUUCAAGGCCUCUACUAAAGUUUCUGAUGGAGUGGGGGAGUCUCAGUUGUUAUCUAACAUAAUUGUAGCAACUGUAUCUUAUUUUGUUAUACAUGGGAUCUGUUGUUCAAAUGCAAGCCAUUAAUUUACUUUUCAGUGUGACCUAACUCUCAGGGACAAAGCUCACUGAGGUUGGGAGCCCCUCAAAGGAGUCUGACACCAAGACAUUGGAAUCCAGUUCAGCUCCUCUUUGGUGCCCCAUAAUAUCUCCAUUAUUAAAGAGUUUUAGUUACUGCUGCUUUGGAUUAUCCGUAAACCUGAAUGGUACUUGAAAUAUCCUCAAAAGGCAAAGCCCUUUACAAAGAUUGAUGGACCCUUUUAAAACAGACUCAAAAAUAUGGAGGGCAUACGGUUGUUUUCGUUGUUUGUACUUGUGAAAGAAGUGUUUUCUGUGACUCACUGGAGUCAAGUCAUUGACUUAGUUUCUUAAAACAUACCCAAGAAGAAGUUAAAUAACCCAUUAAUCAAUAAAACCAUUAUUUUUGCUCCAUAUACUAAAA
Molecule: messenger RNA, 3099 nt
Organism: Syngnathoides biaculeatus (alligator pipefish)
Lineage: Eukaryota; Metazoa; Chordata; Actinopteri; Syngnathiformes; Syngnathidae
Gene: txndc5
Product: thioredoxin domain containing 5
Exons: 10
Coding region: 1294-2409 (371 amino acids)
Biological process (GO): protein folding
Cellular component (GO): endoplasmic reticulum
Molecular function (GO): protein disulfide isomerase activity
Source: RefSeq, a predicted model, not a curated record